This is a messenger RNA of Homarus americanus (American lobster), 672 nucleotides long. RefSeq lists its product as uncharacterized. NCBI's taxonomy places the organism in Eukaryota, Metazoa, Arthropoda, Malacostraca, Decapoda, Nephropidae. The transcript has 3 exons. Bases 70 to 672 code for a protein of 200 amino acids. The record is from RefSeq and is a predicted model, not a curated record.
CACCACCAAUAAUACCACACCACUAGCACCACACCACUAGCACCACACCACUAGCACCACACCACCACCAUGAUUGACUGGGUAAGCAUCGUGCGUCACUCCCGGCGUAGAUUCAGCAACUACAUGUACGCCGGGCCCUCCAGGGUGCGUCGGAGGAGAAAGAAACCUAUCCUACCUGCCCACGCUGCCGCCGCCUCCUCCUCCCUCGCCGCAGAGGUUAAAGGAGACAGGAAGAACGAGGAGGAGGAGGAGGAGGAAGAGGAAGGCAGACAAGGAGGACUAGUGGGCUUGUUUUAUCCCUGUGAUCUCUGUGGUUGUCUGCCUAAGAAAUACAAGUCUCGUUACGAUGACAGUGUCCCACCUGUCAGCGCCUCCCAGAUGAUUGACAUGUCCUCUCUAGACGGUGUCCCACGCAACGCUCACAACCACGACGUGUCCAAGGUAAGUGUGAAUGUCCCAUGUCCAGAAUCACGACUCUCUGUAAGGGCUACCAAUGGCCCCCAGACUACCAAUGGCCCCAGUCUACCAAUGGCUCCAGGCUACCAAUGGCCCCAGGCUACCAAUGGCCCCAGUCUACCAAUGGCCCCAGGCUACCAAUGGCCCCAGGCUACCAAUGGCCCCAGGCUACCAAUGGCCCCAGGCUACCAAUGGCCCCAGGCUGCCAAUGACUGA